Messenger RNA from Schistocerca americana (American grasshopper), 483 nucleotides. RefSeq names its product Down syndrome cell adhesion molecule-like protein 1 homolog. NCBI's taxonomy places the organism in Eukaryota, Metazoa, Arthropoda, Insecta, Orthoptera, Acrididae. Gene Ontology annotation, cellular component: axon; plasma membrane. Bases 55 to 483 code for a protein of 142 amino acids. The transcript is spliced from 3 exons. Gene Ontology annotation, molecular function: cell-cell adhesion mediator activity. Gene Ontology annotation, biological process: dendrite self-avoidance; homophilic cell-cell adhesion; axon guidance. The record is from RefSeq and is a predicted model, not a curated record.
UGGCAGCGUGACGGCGCGCCGCUCAGCUCCGACGAGCAGCGCCUGCAGGUGACGAUGCAGGCAGGCAGUGCGUCUGCGAAGAGCCGCUUGUCGGUGUCGGGCGCGCGGCCAGAGGACGGCGGACUGUACGAGUGCGUGGCCAGCAACGCGGUGGGCACUGCCCGCCACAGCGCGCCGCUGCGCGUGCUGGGCCCGCCCCACGUGCGGCCCAUGCAGGAUCGCCGCGUCGUCGCCAGGGCCGACGCCGUCUUCCACUGCCGCGUUACCGGAUACCCCAUCAGCGAGAUACGCUGGGAGCGCGAAGGGAGAUCUCUACCAGAAAACCAUCGCCAACAAAUCUUUCCUAAUGGAACCCUAAUAAUUAAGGAUAUUCAGAAGCAAGCUGAUGAGGGAGGAUAUGUCUGUAUUGCAACAAAUCCCGAUGGUCACACUUCCAGAAGCAAGUUAAAUAUUCAAGUUCUUGGUAAGAAAUAUUUUGUUUAA